AUGGUCGCUCCGUACAAUGAGUUUGGGAUUCGACCAUGUGUCGUGCUGCUGAAUAAUGACGAUGUUUUAAAUUAUGAAAUUCAACAGAAAAAGUGCCAAUUCCUUGCUGGAGUCGACCUUCGGUGUGGACAAUCAGUUAGCCAAAGUGCUCGCGAAAAUUCGCUGAAAGAUCUCCGAAAUCCUUUUAAUAAACCAAAAUUCCGUCACACAAAAAAGCGAAAACGUGAGCGGGACAUGUUCUACCGCCGUUCCAUUCGCUUAUCCCGUCAAGGAUUUCUCAAUCACAAUCUUAGCACGCACCACAGCGUUUACUUCAAACUUCGCAGACAUUUGAUCGAAAAUUUUCGUGCAGGUUUGGUAACUAAAAUUUCGUGCAACAACUGCUACGUUAAAUUAACUCCUUUGGAUCUAUCGAAUUACGUGUACACCGAUUCGUCUGACACAGCCACCGUCAGUACUGAUAGUGGCAGCAGUAGCAUAGCAAACGAAUCUACUUCAUCACAGUCAUCAGCAAUAUCAUCUGCUGAUGAGGAUUCGAGUUCUCAAGUUCCCUUUGGAAGAAAUCUUCAGAUCGCCCUCCCUCCACUUCCUAUCCACGUUCUUGAUCAACGGCCGGCUUCAGCCUCCUUUAUGCGUGGCCGUACCUUUGACGUAUCGAAGCUAGACCAGGAUCGGGGUCGUUGA
This is a messenger RNA of Hydatigera taeniaeformis, 684 nucleotides long. The record is from the annotation of a GenBank genome assembly. Lineage: Eukaryota; Metazoa; Platyhelminthes; Cestoda; Cyclophyllidea; Taeniidae.